GAGAGAGAGAGAGAGAGAGAUGCAGGGAGUGGGUACCACCAAGGAGGGAAAAUGGCUCUACCCUCUAUUGGGGGCAUCCAUUUUCACUCUCCUCCUCAUGCUCGUCUCAUCUUCUCGAUCUUCUUCUUCCCUCAAAACCUUCCGUGGCCUCCCAAACCAUUUGGGCCCCAAGCUCUUAGUUGCAGGUCCAAGCCCCCCUUCUCCCCCUUCCCUUGCUUACUUCAUUACAGGCUCUAAUGGUGAAGCUCAGAAAAUCUUUCGACUCCUUUUGGCUCUGUAUCACCCCAAUAACCAUUACCUUCUUCACCUGGACCUCUCUGCGACUGCACAAGAGCGAAGAGAUCUUGCUAUCAUGGUUCGGAAUGUUCCUGCUUUCGUGACUGCCCAAAACAUCAAUGUGGUUGGAAAAGCUGAUUUUGCUAACCAUAAGGGAUCAUCUGCCGUUGCCUCGACGCUUCAUGGCGCUGCUCUCUUGCUUCGAUAUGGUGGCGACUGGGACUGGUUUAUCAAUCUGUCGGCUUCUGAAUACCCUCUUGUAACUCAAGAUGAUCUUCUCCAUAUAUUGUCUUUUCUACCAAGGAAUCUCAACUUCAUUCAGCUUAGUAGUCAAAUUGGAAAGACAGAGUAUAAAAUGAUAAGGCCCGUUAUUGUUGAUCCAGGUCUUUACCUUUCAUCCGGAAGCGACAUAUUUUAUGCAACACAAAAGCGUCCCAUGCCAAAUGCUUACAAGAUUUUUACUGGUUCAGCAUCUAUUAUGUUGAGUCGUAAGUUCAUAGAGUUUUGCAUCAUGGGCAUAGAUAACUCUCCUAGGACCCUUCUCAUGUACUUCUCAAACAGCGUGGCAGCACAAGAGGCUUACUUCCAAACUGUGAUAUGCAAUGUCCGUAAAUUCAACACAACCAUUGUUAAUGAUGACAUGCACUAUGCUGCAUGGGACAAACCUAAAAAGUUGGAUCCCCGAACCUUAAGUUCCAAUGAUUUUGAUGAAAUGAUAAAAGAUGGUGCCCCCUUUGCUCGAAACUUUAACGAAAAUGAUCCAGUCCUGGAUCACAUUGAUAGAGAAGUCUUGCACCGAGGAGAGGGAAAAAUCGUGCCUGGUGGGUGGUGCAUAGGUGAAGGCAAAGAGGAUCCAUGCUCAGUUUGGGGUGAUGUCCAAAUUCUGAAGCCAGGUCCAGGUGCGAAAAGGUUAGAAGGUCAUCUGGUGAAAAUGUUCUCAAACUCGACUUUCAGGUCGAAUCGAUGUAUAUUUGAAUAAUGUGUUAUAUUUGUUUUUUUGUGCUGAUUGCAAAGGUUUUCCAGUUGGGUCUCAAUUGAUUUUUUUUCACCAUGAGAUUGAGCUUGUAUCAUUGUACAGAAUGCCUUGGUAAUGUAUAUUACCGACUCAAACUUGAGAGUUUGAGUCUGAGCCCUUCUCUAUCUAUUAAAAACGAAAAUAGAUGGAGUUUUGUUUGUAUUAUUGGUAUUCAAAUCCUUGGGGUUCAUUUUCUAUUAACCAUCAACCCACUAUUUGA
Amborella trichopoda is the source of this 1511-nucleotide messenger RNA. Its product is annotated as beta-glucuronosyltransferase GlcAT14B. Gene Ontology annotation, molecular function: glucuronosyltransferase activity. The record is from RefSeq and is a predicted model, not a curated record. NCBI's taxonomy places the organism in Eukaryota, Viridiplantae, Streptophyta, Magnoliopsida, Amborellales, Amborellaceae. Gene Ontology annotation, cellular component: membrane.